Molecule: messenger RNA, 544 nt
Organism: Effrenium voratum
Lineage: Eukaryota; Dinophyceae; Suessiales; Symbiodiniaceae
Source: the annotation of a GenBank genome assembly
AGCAGUUUUGGCUCAGCUCGUGCUAGGGGCCAGCGUGCCGUCUACAGGCGGAAUCAUGGAUCAAUCUGAGGCCGUGCAGGCGGCGAGGGCCAAGCUGGCGCAGAAGUUCGACGCCGUGCGCACCGGCGGUAAGGGCACCCAGCGCCGCCGGAAGCUGGCGAAGCACACCACCAACACCGCGGACGAGAAGCAGCUCCAGUCGCAUUUGAAGCGCUUGGGGCUGAACUCCAUCCCAGGCAUCGAGGAGGUGAACAUGUUCACCGCGGAUGGGGGGGUGCUUCAUUUCAACGCCCCCAAGGUGCAGGCUGCGGUCGGGGCCAACACCUACGUGGUCUCGGGCCAGCCGGAGACCAAGCGCCUUGAGGAGUUGCUGCCAGGGAUCAUCAACCAGCUGGGCGCGGACAACUUGGCGAACCUGAGACGGAUCGCCGAGGGCUUCCAGGCGUCCGCCCAGAACGACGCCGGAGGCGACGAUAUCCCGGAUAUUGGAGAGAACUUUGAAGAGGUCAGCAAGCAGUAGCUCGGAGCGAUCCGCGCUUGGAAG